Messenger RNA from Eublepharis macularius, 2517 nucleotides. Its product is annotated as vomeronasal type-2 receptor 26-like. The transcript is spliced from 6 exons. Gene Ontology annotation, molecular function: G protein-coupled receptor activity. The record is from RefSeq and is a predicted model, not a curated record. Gene Ontology annotation, cellular component: membrane. Gene Ontology annotation, biological process: G protein-coupled receptor signaling pathway. Lineage: Eukaryota; Metazoa; Chordata; Lepidosauria; Squamata; Eublepharidae. Bases 1 to 2517 code for a protein of 838 amino acids.
AUGGUGAUAUUUGCUGCGUUGGUAUUGGAGUUUCUGCCUCAACUGGCACAUGAGGUCCCUGCUGCCAAGAGUUCCAUGGAUGGCCCCAUUCCCAUUUUUCACAAGUCCUUCCAGCCAGGGGACCUCAUUGUUGCUGGUAUCAUUUCCCAGAUUUAUAUCUUUUCUGACCUCAUAACAUUCGGAAGACAUCCUUCUCAGGAACUCCUCGAUGAUACCAUCUACUUCAGUGUAAGCAGGACCUAUCAGGCCUCAGUGGAACUUCUCUCUACGAGGGACAGGUUCAUCCCAAACUACAAGUGUGACAGCCAGAACAACCUGAUAGCAGUCGUAGGAGGACCGAGCUCUGACAUAGAUGUCCACAUGACAAAUAUUCUGAACAUCUACAAAGUUCCACAAUUGACAUAUGGAUCUUCUUCGGUGGUGACUGAGAAAAACCAAGCACCUUUCUCCCACUGGGUGUUUCCAAAUGGAGCCCAUCAAUAUAAGGGGAUUCUCCACUUACUGCUGUAUUUCAGGUGGAUGUGGAUUGGGGUGUUUUAUCUGGAUGUUGAAAGCGCAGAGCAGUUCCUACAGAACGCCCUUCCCUCUUUCUCCCAAAGUGGGAUCUGUUUUGAUUUCAUACAGAUGUUACCCACAAUAACUUUUUCUUCUGAGAUCAAUGAAGCUAUAGGAAAGGGGCUAGAGAUGUACAAGAUGGCUAUGAGAAGCUCUGCCACUGCAUUGGUUUUACAUGGUGAAAUUCAGACUAUUAUAAGUUUGAGGACAGUGUACCAGUUUGCAGAAUGUGAGGAUGCACCAACUAAAACAAAAGGCAAAAUCUGGAUUAUGACAGCCCAGAUAGAUUUCACAUCAUUUCCGUUCCAAAGAAAUUGGGACAUAGAUGUUAUCAUUCAUGGGGCUUUAUCUUUUGCAAUUCACUCAGAGGAGGUGUUUGGAUUCCACAAAUUUAUCCAGACGAGAAAUCCUACUUUGGACACAGAAGAUGGUUUUAUUAAGGCGUUUUGGCAAAAUGCAUUUCACUGUUCAUUACCCAACUCCACAGCCGUAAGCCAGGAUAGGGAAAUCUGCACCGGAGAGGAGAAGUUGGAAACGCUUCCGGGAUCUGUUUUUGAAAUGAGGAUGACUGGCCAUAGCUACAGCAUCUACAAUGCUAUCUAUUGUGUGGCACAUGCCUUGCAUAACAUGCACAUAUCCCCGUUCAAACAUAGAAGGAUGGCUGAUGGAGAAAGAAGGCAGUUUCUGAAACCACAGUUAUGGCAGCUUCAUAAAUUCCUGAGCGCCGUCUCAUUUAACAACAGUGCUGGGGAACGAGUUUUCUUCGACCAAAAUGGGGAGAUAGUAGGUGGAUUUGAUGUACUAAACUGGGUCACGUUCCCAAAUCAGUCCUUUCUUAGAGUCAAAGCUGGACAGAUAGACCCGAACAUUCACUCAGAGAAACUGCUUACCGUUCAUGAGGAUAUUAUUGUAUGGCCCAGCAAGUUCAACCAGACAUGGCCUCUUUCUCAGUGCAAUGGCAACUGUAAUACUGGUUCUAGAAGAAGAAAGAAGGAAGGGAAGCCAUUUUGUUGCUAUGAUUGUCUUCCAUGUCCAGAAGGGAAAAUUUCCAAUAAGAAAGAUACGGAUGACUGUUUCCAAUGUCCAGAAGAUCAUUAUCCAAACAAUGAGCAGAAUCUAUGCCUUCCAAAAGAUAUAAUCUACUUGUCUUAUGAAGAACCUUUGGGCAUCAUUCUGGCUAUCUUUGCGAUUUCCUUUUCUUUCAUCACAGUGCUGGUGCUUGGCAUCUUCAUUAAGCACCACAACACUCCCAUAGUCAAAGCCAACAACCAAAAUCUGACCUAUUCACUUCUCAUUUCCCUCCUGCUCUCCUUCCUUUGUGCUUUGCUAUUCAUUGGGCAUCCUGGAAAGGUGACCUGUCUCCUUCGACAAACGGCUUUUGGCAUCAUCUUCUCAGUUGCCGUUUCCUGUGUGUUGACCAAAACUGCCAUUGUGGUUCUGGCUUUCCUGGCCACCAAGCCUGGGUCCAAGAUGAGAAAAUGGGUGGGGAAUCAACUGACCACCUUCAUUGUUCUUUUCACUUCUCUUAUACAAGCCGCCAUAUGCACUGGCUGGCUGGCAACUUCUCCUCCAUUCCCAGAUUUUGACAUGCAUUCAUUGACUCAAGAAAUUGUACUGGGAUGUAAUGAAGGGUCAGUCACCAUGUUUUGCUGUGUCUUGGGAUACUUGGGCUUCCUGGCCAUUAUCAGCUUCACCGUGGCUUUCCUAGCCAGAAAGUUACCUGACAGUUUCAAUGAAGCCAAGUUCAUCACCUUCAGCAUGUUGGUCUUUUGCAGCGUUUGGCUGACCUUUGUUCCAACCUAUUUGAGCACCAAAGGAAAAUCCAUGGUGGCUGCGGAAGUCUUCUCCAUCUUGGCCUCCAGUGCUGGGUUGCUGGGCUGCAUCUUUCCCCCAAAAUGCUAUAUUAUUUUGCUGAGGCCUGAUUUGAAUAGCAGGGGACAUAUGAUAUGGAGAAAACACUGA